Propithecus coquereli (Coquerel's sifaka) is the source of this 777-nucleotide messenger RNA. RefSeq names its product protein FAM122A-like. The transcript has 9 exons. Gene Ontology annotation, cellular component: cytoplasm; nucleus. The record is from RefSeq and is a predicted model, not a curated record. The coding region runs from base 1 to 777 and encodes 258 amino acids. Gene Ontology annotation, molecular function: protein serine/threonine phosphatase inhibitor activity. NCBI's taxonomy places the organism in Eukaryota, Metazoa, Chordata, Mammalia, Primates, Indriidae. Gene Ontology annotation, biological process: mitotic G2/M transition checkpoint.
AUGGCACAGGACAAAAUGGAACUAGGUUUGGAGCUGCUUCCAGGUUCCACCAGCACACACUGCAACAUCCUGAGACGAUCCAACAGCGCCCCUUUGAUCAAUGGACUUAGUGACAACUCACAGGUGUUCCAAACUGACACGUUAAAAAUUAGAAGAAACAGUACAACAUUUAUGAGUCAACAGUGUCUGGAAGAAGUCAUGGAUUUGACAAAUAGAGAAACACUGCAUGAAUGGGAGCUACAAACUGCACUACAGAUGAGUCAAUCUUGGGACGAAAGUUUCAACCUGAAUGACAAUGAUCCAGAGGCAUCGACCUCCCCAAAGUGCAUUGAUUCAAUUCCGGUAUCCCCAGCGGUUUCUCCCACCAGGGGGAUUGAGAAGCAAUGUUUUUCUCCAUCUUUACAUACUUGUGUGAGUUGCACCAGUUUGCCUCCAAGUCCUAUUCCCAGUCCUUCACGACAAUUUACAAAUAGGAGAAGUCAAAGCCCCACCAACACUCUUAGACCAAGUAUCCUCGGAAAAAGAAAAGAUGAAAUGGCACUUGAACAUCAGCCAAAGAGGUUUUUCCAAGGCACAACCAACAUGCUUUCUUCUGAUACUUCCCAACUGUUAGAAAAAAAUAUGUGUCUAUCUUCAGACACUCUUCACAGAAACAGCAGCAGUGCUGGAUCGUCUGGUGAUUCACCAGCUGAAAUCAGCGCUGUCACAAACUCUCCUGUGUCACCUUUUCAUACUGGUUCUCCAUUUAUAAUAGUAGAUGAGCUUUCAACUAAAUGA